Molecule: messenger RNA, 1209 nt
Organism: Orycteropus afer afer
Lineage: Eukaryota; Metazoa; Chordata; Mammalia; Tubulidentata; Orycteropodidae
Source: RefSeq, a predicted model, not a curated record
AUGCCAGGCCCUCAGGGGGCUGGAGGACCCCCCGCCAUGAGCCUUGGCAAGCUCUCACCGGUGGGCUGGGUGCCCAGCUCGCACGGGAAGAGGAGGCUAACAGCAGACAUGAUCAGCCCCCCACUCGGGGACUUCCGCCACACCAUGCAUGUAGGCCGUGGUGGAGACGUCUUUGGAGACACCUCCUUCCUCAGCAACCAUGGAGGCAGCUCUGGGGGUACCCACCGCUCGCCCCGCAGCUUCCUGGCCAGGAAGCUGCAGCAGGUGCGGAGGGUGGGGGCGCUGCCCCGGCGGGUGGCCUCCCGGCCCACGCCCUCACCCGCCCCGCCUGCCAUCUCCCCCAUCAUCAAGAACGCCAUCUCCCUGCCCCAGCUCAACCAGGCCACCUAUGACAGCCUCAUGGUGGGCAAGCUCAGCUUUGACAGCAGCCCUGCCACCUCCACGGAUGGCAACUCCAGCUACGGCCUGGACUCUGGGUUCUGCACCAUCUCGCGCCUGCCCCGCCAAGAAAAGCCCCGUGACCGAGACCAAGACCGUGAAAGUUCUUUCCCUUCAGAGCCCGAACUCCGCCGCUCUGAUUCCCUCCUGUCCUUCCGCCUUGACCUUGACCUUGGGCCCUCCCUCCUCAGCGAGCUGCUGGGGGUCAUGAGCCUCUCAGAUGCCCCUGUAGCUGAGACCUCAGCCCCAGCACCCACCGCAAACCCCCCAGCACCCACCACAAACCCCCCAGCUCCCACCACAAACCCCCCAGCUCCCACCGCAAACCCCCCAGCACCCACCGCAAACCCCCCAGCACCCACCGCAAACCCCCCAGCUCCCACCACAAACCCCUCAGCCCAUGCUGCAAACCUCCCAGCCCACACUACAAACCCCCUGCCACAUGGACACUGCCCCAAUGGGGUAACCACUGGAUCAGGCCCAGGGACUGAGGUGAGGCCCAACCCAGAGCGCGAGAGUCCCUGUGCACCUGCUGAUGUGGCCUCCAGCAGGCGCUGGGCGACAGGCUGGGGGGGCAGCUGUCACUACACCAAGGUGGGUGCCCAGUGGGAGCGGGCAGAAGUGCUGCCCCAGGCACGAGCCUCCUGGGAGAGCCUGGACGAAGAGUGGGGGGCCUCCCAGGCUGGCAGCAGGGCCUCCGUGCCCAGCACAGUCCAAGCAAACACCUUUGUGUUCGCUGAUACCGAGGAAGACGAUGAGGUCAAGGUGUAA